AUGCUCCACCCAGCAAUGACAAGCAGCCCCACCAACCAUCAAACCCUCACCGUCAAGAUCUUCCCGCGCCGUAAGAAGGGCGAGGACGACAGCGUGCCCAGGGAGCCCAUCUACAUCAGCCUGGAGCUCCUGUCGCGAUACUUCCACCUCAAGCAGGAGGAGGUGGCGAGCGCGCUGGGGGUGUCGCUGACGAGCUUCAAGGGGGCGUGCAGGCGGGUGGGGCUGAAGAAGUGGCCGUACGUGAGGAGCUACACGGAGGAGAAGGGGGGGAGCGGGGAGGAGGAGAGCAGCGAGGAGGAGGGGAGGGGGAGCUACGAGGGGGAUCUGGGCUUCUGGGGGGAGCUACUGGAGGAGGCGCUGAGGCACGUGGAGGAGUCAGGGGAGGACUUAGGAUUUGCGAAGGACACAACAAUGCGGCUUCCUCGUUGUUGA
Guillardia theta CCMP2712 is the source of this 432-nucleotide messenger RNA. RefSeq lists its product as hypothetical. The record is from RefSeq and is a predicted model, not a curated record. NCBI's taxonomy places the organism in Eukaryota, Cryptophyceae, Pyrenomonadales, Geminigeraceae. Bases 1 to 432 code for a protein of 143 amino acids. The transcript has a single exon. Gene Ontology annotation, molecular function: DNA-binding transcription factor activity.